Messenger RNA from Manis pentadactyla (Chinese pangolin), 7361 nucleotides. It is a transcript of the gene ERICH3, whose product is annotated as glutamate rich 3. The transcript is spliced from 15 exons. Bases 471 to 5102 code for a protein of 1543 amino acids. Lineage: Eukaryota; Metazoa; Chordata; Mammalia; Pholidota; Manidae. The record is from RefSeq and is a predicted model, not a curated record.
AGCAGGAAGCACAUCAGCCUAAACAGGCGUGCACGUACGUGUGUGCGCGUUCGCAUUUUCAGAUUGCAGGUGCCUGGGGAACCUGUAACCCAGAACAACAGAGCAAGAGGCAAGGGCCUGGGUCUCCUCCCACAUCGGGGCCCAGAAAAAGGGCUGGAGACUGAGCUUCACUUCCAGCUCCCCAGGCUCUGUUCCAGCAGCACCUCGGCUUCUCCAGUACCUCCACGCUUGCCUUCCUCCUCCUUAGCAACCAGGAGGCUGUGGAUACCGCCUGCCGGUGGGGGCCGGGAAGGCCACCGGGAGCCCGAGCGCCCAGGCGCCGCGGCGGCCCAGCCCAGCAGCCAGGCGCACGGGCGGCCGCAGUGCGGAGUCCCCCCCGAAGAGCGCGCCUGUUGCGGCGCCAGCGCCCAGGAGACCUCAAGCACCCACCCUCCGCACCUGCCGCGGGGGCCCAGAGAGGUCCUGCAAAAAUGAGCCAUUCUCACUCUGCUGGGUUGCUUGCAGCAUAUAAUAGUCUUACUGAUAAACACCUGGCUGGAUAUUUCAACAAUGCAAGAAUGAGGCGGCAUCUCUUAAAAUCAGGGCUGAUCUCAAGAAAUGGAAGAAUACUUUCUGAAAAAGAAUACAAGCUAAAUAUCAUGAGCCAGGAUCACCAAAAGUAUAUCCGGGAGUGCUUAGCCCAGGCUAUAUUCCAUAAGGUGCUCGACAUGGAGCGUUACAAUCAGCUUGAAAUAAAAAAGAAGCUAGAGACCUUAGCUAGAAAGGAGAGAAUUCCGAGAUUUAAGGGAGAACCAACAAGAUGGUCUAUAGAAAGUAAUAUCCCAAUCCUAUCUCCCCGGCCCCCACUUGGCCCAAAGGCUAACCGUGGCCAUGGUGUUCUGGUUGAUGGAGGACAUACCAGUCCAGUAACCCUGACAGCCCCUCGACCAUACACUGCUCCAGGAAAUAUGCAACCUCCAAUUCGGUUACAGCCUCUUCCCAGAAGUCCUGCAGUAGGCACUGUUCCAAAGAUAACUUCGGGGUCCAGAUCAAAAACCUCAUUGCUGGAAAAUAAGGCACCAUUUCCCAUUGGGGGCAAGAAAGCAGUGAAGAAGUUCAGGAACUUCAUGGACAAUUCACAGGGAAUGAAUCAGUAUCAACUUCUGAACAUUACCAGUCACCUGAUGCCCAUUCCUCCUCCACCUCCUCCCCCCCGUGGAAGAGGCGCAGGGGAAAACAGACCUGAACCGUGGAGAAGGAGAAGAUUUCGUCCAAUCACUGCUCCAAAUGGCUUAGAACCUCUCUUUACUAGGGACUUAAGAAGGAUCCCUAAAACACCACUGCACAGUAAUGCAGCUAUUACAAUGAUCUACUUGGGAAAAAACGUGCGCCUAUCGUAUGAUCACACAGACUUCCGGGAUGAAAUAAAAGUUUAUCAACAACACUGUGGUGGGGAAAACCUUUGUGUCUACAAAGGCAAACUACUUGAAAAAGAGACUUUUCAGUUUAUUUCCAAAAGGCACCACGGUUUCCCCUUCAGUCUCACCUUUUUCCUGAAUGGGAUGCAGGUGAACAGGUUAAGUUCCUGCUGUGAAUAUAAGCAUCGAAAAGGUUCCAGACUUGGAGGCAAACGAGGCUACUUUGGGCUUGUGUGUGUCGAGAGAUCAUCUCCUUGCUACAAGUGCAUUAUUGCAAUGGGCCUUGACAAAAAACUAGCUUCACCAAAAUUGAAGAAAGAAAAGAGUAUUGAGAAAAGAGAGGAACUGAAGAAGGGUGAGGGGAAGCUGAGAAAGACGAGAAAGCACAUAAUACUGAAACAGAAUGACCUGGAGGGGAGCAAAGCCUCUGCUUCAGUCAUGUUUUCAGCUCAAGAAGAAAACACAGGGGUGGAGGAAGUGAGGACAGCUGUGGAGGAGAUGGAACGUACAGGACAACCCCGACUAGAUGUCUGGGAAGAUGACCACCAAAAUAUGCUUAAAUAUGAAUAUGAAGAAGAUUUUGAAGUAGAUGAGGAGAAACAAGAUGAGAAAGCUCAUGAACAAGGACAGGCUGGUGAUCACAUGAAUGGAAUGUCAAAGUCACCCUCAGAUGGCGAAAAAGAUAAUUUAGACCCUGAAAAGAAGAGUGAAAGCUUGUGGCAGAAGGCAACAGAUGCUGAUGACAAUGUGAAAGAUGAAGAUGACGGACGUUCUGAUAGUGAAUUAGAUGAGGAUGAACAAGGCAAGCUAACUGCCUCCUCAAUCUCAUCCAGAAGUCACUCAUGUUCUAGCUGCAGUGAAGAUGAGUCUGCACUGGGAGACAGGGACGUCCACACUGGAAACAGUCCAGAUGCCAGAAGUUCAUCUUUUCAGGAGUCCAAUGAAAAUGAUGAACCAGGAAAAUCCCACCUUCCAAUUAAGGAUUCACUAGAAACUGUAAUUGAAGACCGAAAACUGGUAAAAGCAGAUGUGGAUUCCAAGCCUCUACCUAUAGAAGAAAGCUUGGAGAAUGUUCUUGAGGAAGAAACCAAGAAAAGAAGCCAAACGAAUGCAGAGGGCUUAUCUGAGAAGGCCAGGGAACAUAUUUCUGAGGAAGAAAAGGAAAAGGAUAAGAGUAAGCUUUGGGAAGGAAGCACUGCUAAGGUGAAAGACAGAAAGGCAGGUCCUUGUAGGGUGGAGACAAGCGCUGGACAGAUAAUAGCGGAUGCCAUGGAACCUGGCCACCACUGCCACCCUGGCACCGAGUCUGGCGUUCACAGCACAGAUGAGGAAGAGAAGCACUCGGGGACGCUGGAGACUGACACAGAUGCAGCACCAAAUAAGAAUUUAGUGGUUAAGGAAAGGGCAGCACUCAACUCAAACAAGGAAUCCAAGCAAGCUGCAUUAGAAACAUACAUACUGGAGAAGAAAGAAGCGGUGGAGGAAGAUGAAGCUCCCCAACACAGGGAAGCUGACACAAUGGAAGAGCAAGGGGCUGCAGCGCUGUGGAGAGAAGCGGAGGGUCACCACGUUCCCUUAAGGCAGGGGACGCCAACCGCCGGGCCGCCAGCGCCAGUUGAACGGUUUGCCAAGGAAAGAGAGGCGCUUCCGGGCCCAGCUAGCAGGGCGGAGGCGGAUGCAGCCGGGGCUAGAGGGCUGCAUAAAGCGGCGGUUAACCCCUCGGGAAAGGCAGCAUCAGGAGGCUCACGUGGUUGGGAUGAAAAUGAAACUCCCCGCCAGCUGGCCUUGCUGCACAGCGCCCUGGAGACAGAGAAGGCAGCUUCUGAGGAGGAACGGGGCUCCGAGGAGGCGGCGCUGACGGGCAGGGCGGUGGCCCUGAACUCAGAGCGCGCUGAGGCGGAGGCAGCGCCCAGGGCUGCAGUUGCCGCUGGGAAGGGCGAGGCCGAGCCGGGGGAGGCUGGGAGGCAGGCGGCGUCUGAAAGGCCGGAUGUGGAGCGCAGUGUAGAGGAAGCAUCCACAGACCUAGAGGCCAUGGCAUCCGUGGAAGACGCAUCCAAGAGACAGGGUGGCUCAGGAGAGGCCAUACGUGGGGCGGAGGAACAGGCCCAAGAGAAGGAGGCAGCGACGGAAGCGCCAACGCCUCGGAGGUCCUCGGCUUCUGCGAAGGCCGCAGCAGCCCCGGCGGGCGUUCUGGGGGACAGGCUGCAAGGACUUUCUAGGGGAGACGGGGAAGGGGAGGGCGUUCAGACCGAGGCAGGGGCUCCUAAGGAAGGUGACAGGAAAGAAACAGCGCCCCAGGAAUUUGAUGCAGCGGCAGAGACGAGGAAAUCUGAGGGGCCGGAAGCCCCUUGCAGGGAAAUGGAAUCCGCGGGAGAAGCGGGGCCAAGGGCGAAGGCCCUGCGGGAGGAGAGCGGGUCGGGCGCGGAGCACAAGUUUAGAGGGGAAGGCGACGCAGCCCUGACGGAAGUAAGGCCCGAGGAAGAGGCGCAAGCCCCCCAGAAAGAAACGGUGGGUGAGGCUGCGUAUGAAGCUGAGGGCGCCGCUGACCUGGCCGAGGCCGCAGGGCCGCCAGGGGGAGGGCCGCCGGGAGACGGAGCCGCGGCUGUGCUGGAGGCAGCACGUGGACUUGAAGAGUCCUUAGGAAACGGAGCAGCUCCCAGCAAAAAGGAAGGAGGGGAAGGACGGCGAGAAGCAGGAGCCGCAGCGCCCAAAGGCAGAGCAGAGCGGCCGGGUAGCGGGGACGCGGCCGCCUCGGCCCAGGACGAGGGGCUGGGCCCCGAGGGCGAGGGGGCUGAGCUGGCCGCAGAGGCCCAGAACCACGGCGGCUGUGCAGGACCGGGAGGGAGAGGUAAGGAGGAGCCUUUACAAGGGCGACAAGGAUUGGGGGGCACAGUGAUGACCCUCGAAGAUGUUCCUGAGGGAGAUUCUGUGAUGGCAGAACAGUUGAGUGAAGAAGUGAUGGAAAAGGACCCAGAGGGGGAAGUGGAAGAAGAGUGCACUGUGGAGGCAGGAGUGAUGCGCAACAGGGUCACAGAGGAGGACCGGAGCGUGCAAGCAUCAGUAGCUUCUGAUGAAGACAUCCCCCAAGGAGAAGGAGAGGCAGAAAGGGCUGCAGAGGAGAGGGAGGCAUCGACAGAUUUGAAGACAGCUGAGGGGAAAACAAAACCAAAUAAAGCCUCCUCUUCAGAUGCUGCUGGUGAGGAAACUUGGCACAAAGUGGAUGAGUUACUAGGAAAAGAGGCAGCUGCAGAGAAGGCAGCCGAGGGGGAAAUAGCGCUGAGCAGGGAGGAUGAGCCAGUGGCAGAGGCGGUGACACUGACUUGGGCACCCGAGGCUGAGGCGGGAGUUCUACAAGAACCUUCAGAGCUGGAAGAAAAGGCCCCGCAGCUGGGGCAGGAGGGCGAGGGAGGGGCCGCUGAAGCCACUCUGCAGGCAGAGGCCUUGGGAGAGGAGGGGAGCACAGGGGGCGGUGAUGGGGGUCAGGGGGCAGGUGCAGCUGAAGAAUUCAGUCCAGGAGUAUCCCAGGAAAGAGAAUCAGAGCCCAGUAGAGAGAGUCCACAGGACGUUGAAACACACCCUGGAGGGCCCGACUGCACUGGAACCCAAGAGAAGCAAGAGCAAACAGUGCAAAGGGAAAGUGAGAAUGCAGAUGUGUCCCCGAGCAACAUGGAGGCCGAAGAGACUUCGUGGCACACGAUAUUUUAAAGAUAUCUUCUGGAAGACUUCAACGGUGGAGGAAGACUCGCCAAAGCAUCUUGCUAGAACUUUAGCCUUUUUUUUAAAAUCACUGCUUGUCUGAGCUGGUAGACCAGUAAAUGACACUUCAGUCUGUCCAUGCUGGUGGGUGGUAGUGUGUGCGUACCUUGAGAAUAGCUGAAUAGGUCUGUAGGCCUCUCAAGAGGGGCUCUGUUUCCUAAUGGAGGACUGUGAGCCUGUUAACAUAUUCAUCAUAGCUAACAUGUCUAUAUGCAAAUCAAACUGAUAGUUUUCAAAUGUUUGGUUUUUACUGAAGAUCACCUGAAAUGUCCAGUCCUGACAUCUGGGGUUUGUUUAAAUUUUUUUUUAUUUUUAAUCAAGUAUUAGUCCCAGUUCCAUUCAUGAGAAUUUAAAAAAAAAUCUGUGGCUUGGGGCUUCAAUGACUUGGUUUAUACAAAUGAGCUCAAAAGGUUCUUCCAUGUACACUCAAUACUAAAGAUUUCUGUAGACCUCCAAGUCCUCCCAUAAAAGGAUUCCAUGGCAUGCAUACUCACUUACACUUAGAAAUAUUCAUUCUGUGUAUGCCAGAAGAGUAAUUUAAAGUGGGAAUCUUAUUUCAAAAUGCUCUUUGCUUUUUGUGUGUGUUUCUAUAUUUUUGCUUUCUGAGGUGGACUGGUAAAUGCUUGUGGCAUUUCAUCCCUUGGGGACCAUUCAUAUUUAAGUCAAAGUAGCAAAUAAUUUAUCUGAGUGAAAGGAGUAACAAUAAUUACAACAGGCAAACAUUGUCCAUCAGCACAUAUACUUGCAUUUUAGACUCUAGACUCUGGUUGACAUCAUUCAAUGGAAAAGAAACUUGGAUUAAUCAGUGUUCUGCUCCCUUUCUGGGUUCUGUUAUUUCAAACUUGUGAACUACCCUUGUAGUGCACUGUAAAUCAACAGUCACCAUCACUUUCUAAAUCCCCCCCCCAUAUUGCUAGAAAUAAAUGUGGAUCAUCAUGCCUCCCGGGGUUUCAAUUUCCUUGAAGACAUCUUUGUUCAUAUACCAGUACUCCCAAGGGCACAAAUGUUUGGCCAUCUUUCCUCCUCAUGAGGAGGUGAAAGAAAAUUUCCUAAAGCAGUGAUUCUUCAGCUGGAUUACUAAUUAGACUCAUGGGCACUUUCGUGAAUGAGUCAACCACUGGUCCCAUCCCAGAGAUUCAGAUUUAAUUAGUUUUAGAUGGGUGUAGGCAUCAGUAUAUGUAUAUUUUUAAUUCAGGUGAUUCUCUUCUGUAGCCAAAAUUGAAAACUGCUACCCUAAAUCAUCAUAUAGUCCAUGCUGGCUGCUCUACACUCUGUGUCCCUAAGUGCCAGGCAUAUAUAUCUUUAUAGGUGUUUCAUUUUAAUAAAUAAAGGAAGGAGCCGUUCAUUGAUCAAAGAUAUAAAGGCUGAGUAGUUUCCAGAGGUGGUCCCUUGAUCAGGAUACCAGCAUUACCUGGAACUGUUUCAAAUACUACUAUCCACCCUCAUCUCAGACCUAUUAAAUUGGAAACUGUGGUUGGGGCCUAGCAAUUGGUGUUUUAACAAGCCCUCCAGGUAAUUCUGAUGUGCUUUAAAGUCUGAAACUGCUGUCAUGGACUAUUGAUAAUAUUGAGGAUUAGUCCCAGCUGGAAAAUUGAUUGCAGAAGCAUUGUGAGCUCCUCUGUCUCUGAGUCUCUCUAUCUCUUUCUCUCUUUUCCUGUCUCUCUUGUCUCCCUCACUGUUUUUCUUUCUUUCUCUAGGAAAGAGCACUCACUCUGAAAGUGAUUGAUUCAACUCUAGUUUUUACUGUAACUGUAAUGUGUUUAUAAGUCUUUCAGCCCCACCUCCUGUUGAGGAUGAGCAUCACUAAUGGCACAUCCUAGACCCGCAUGGUCUGUGUUCCUGUUAUGAGUGGAUUUCAUCUGUGUUGUUUCCAGUUUCACUUAUCACUGAGCUGCAUUACAGUGGAGCUCUACAGUAUUUGUUCCCUGAUCUCAACCCCAGUGUUACAGAGCGCUUUGGAUACAGAGCACCUUACGGGAAGAAUUGUAAACUCCCUGAUUCCAUUGAAUGAGUUUUGUACAAUGUGCUAAAUGGAAAUUGCAUUGGAUUAUUUUUAUAUUUAACACAUUCUAUCAAAACAUUCUGUAACAUAAUUCUACAAUCUGCAUGUGGGUUUAACUGUGAAAUUCAGUGUUGUGAUAUUUUGAUUAAAUGAAUUCUUUCUCUGAAAAUACUAUGUUAAUAAAAUUAUUUCUCUGUUCAACUGAA